AGAAACAAACCAAGUGAACAGAAAUGGAAAUGAUGUAAAGUAUGCUAGGGUAAUUAAAUACUGACAAAAGAACAUUACAGCCGAAUUAAGGAGAACUGAAGUCAAGAGUGAAUACAAGUUCACUCAAUACAUUAUAUACCUAGAGAACUGUAUAUUCAGUAUAAAUAUAUUUGGAAUGCCUUUCAUUCUAUCUAUUAAUUUCGCAGCCAAAUAAAUUCUUAUAUACAUCGAGAUAGCAACAUUUGGAUUACCACAACUCAAAAGAAAAUAUAUAAUAAUUAAGGGAAAAAAUUAUAAAACCAAAGAACGUUCAUAGUCUUCAGAAGGGGUAGUUUAAAUGACGCAGGCUGCUUGGUUACGUUAUAAAAAGAAUAAGAAACGAAAACCCGAUAAAAAGAUGUUUAGUAUGUUCGAGUUUCUCUCUUGGUUUAGCGCCGACAACCUGAAAUAUAUAUUAACCACAGUAGCAGUCAUUGUGGGUUUAAUUGCGUUCCUAUGUGUCUUCAAGAAAAUAGAUGCGAUUUGCCAGUGUAUAACAUGUUGCUGUAAAUUCUUCAAUUUUGAUUCCCUCCCCAACAUCAAUGCAAACAAUUCUCCUCGUUGCAACAAGGUUUUCUCGUCGAAUUGGUUACGAAACAGAUUUCGUCGCAGCGGCCGAUCUCGAACAAUCACGCGAAUCCCUAAAGCAAUGAAUCCACGAUCCCGACCUGUCAUCAACCAGCGUACUACACAUACAGUGCUUCACCGCACCGUACCAGUAAUUAGACACGGAAUGCCGAUGAGAUUCCCUUCAAGGCGACCGAUUAAGAUUUCAACGUUAAAGUUUCCUGUUUGACCAUCAUGAAAUAACUUUUUAGAAGAUGAUCAUCAUCAUCUUAACGCCAUAGACACAUGCAUACAUAUACAUAUAC
This is a messenger RNA of Octopus bimaculoides (California two-spot octopus), 911 nucleotides long. RefSeq lists its product as uncharacterized. NCBI's taxonomy places the organism in Eukaryota, Metazoa, Mollusca, Cephalopoda, Octopoda, Octopodidae. The record is from RefSeq and is a predicted model, not a curated record.